AUGCGACAGGAAGUGACUGAUGCCGUCGGCGAGUGUUUAUUUCAGCCAAGACAACAAUUAGAUUUACUUUUGGAUUCACUCGAUUUGGCACGUUUGAAACUAAAAAAGUUCGAUGAAAUUGAUUUGAAUCAGUGGGAAGAACUUCUCGAUCGUGUCAAGAAGCUGGCCAAAUUCAUUGUUACUCUCAGCAAUUUCGAUGAUGGACUUGAGUUGUUAGUUACAGGCAAACAACUAGAGGAUCUCACUUCUUUCGAAAAUAAUGCUCGACAUUCUAUUGGUCUUGUACCAAUCAGUUAUCUACAACUGCAACGUAUCAAUCAUACCGAGAUGAACGAGCAAACAAAUCCAACGGCACAACAUCGCUUCCAUCCGAUCCAUAGCAGGCAAGCACAAGAAAGUCGAAACUUGAUUAUUCCGGUAGUAGGAUACGAAUAUCGAAAUAAUCAAAGACCAGUAGCACAGUUGCGUCGACCUGCAGCUUCUGAAAUUCCAUUUGAACGUCGAAGUUUCUAUCCGUUACGAUGGCGAGUCAAUGUUUGA
This is a messenger RNA of Adineta steineri, 540 nucleotides long. Lineage: Eukaryota; Metazoa; Rotifera; Eurotatoria; Adinetida; Adinetidae. The record is from the annotation of a GenBank genome assembly.